Molecule: messenger RNA, 714 nt
Organism: Pleurotus ostreatus (oyster mushroom)
Lineage: Eukaryota; Fungi; Basidiomycota; Agaricomycetes; Agaricales; Pleurotaceae
Exons: 4
Coding region: 1-714 (237 amino acids)
Source: RefSeq, a predicted model, not a curated record
AUGGACCUCGCGCUUUACAAGGUGCGCUACCACAUACUCUGCGAUGCCAAACGACUGACUGCCAGCCAGACAGAUAUGGCGAUGCAGCCCACGGAAGGGCGAACAGCUCGUAUCCUUCCGUGGCUUCACACCCAGUCAGAAGCAGACGAGCUUGAUGCUACACAGGCCCUCGGAGUCUUGUUCACCGAUGGCAUGUUGCACAAAAUCGUUGUCGCCAAUGCCGAAGUGAAGGAGUUACUCGACCACGUUGAUGAUCCUGAAGUAUGGUCUCGAAUACGUAUCAGGAAGGACCUUGACAAGCGUAUUAGCAAACUAUCAGAUAUCCCCAGUCCCACUUCCAUUGUCGGCAGCGCUGCCACUCUGAAGAAGUUCCUCAACGCCGCUGGUCACCCUAGGAGACUCUUUGACCUCGACCAUGUCAAUGUCACCCUGCAGGACAUUACCUACGCGUCUAGCUUCCUCAGUGCGACGGUUGAGUUUUAUGAUGAUGAGGCCCAGCGUCGGACUGCCAUUAGGCCGCGGGUCAACAACUUAAUGGCGGCUGGUUUAUGGGUCACAAAACUCGAGUGGCUAAGCAACAUUGAGCUCUGCUGGACAGCAACUUCGGAGCGAUUCGUUGCCAGUCUCAAUACCGGAACGGUCCAUCCCCCCACGACUCUCGCCAAUGAUAUUCCAGCGCGCCAGCCCGAUUUAGACUCGUCCCUGACCGCAUGA